Messenger RNA from Calypte anna (Anna's hummingbird), 2061 nucleotides. RefSeq names its product EBF transcription factor 1 (gene EBF1). Bases 82 to 1860 code for a protein of 592 amino acids. Gene Ontology annotation, molecular function: DNA-binding transcription factor activity, RNA polymerase II-specific; RNA polymerase II cis-regulatory region sequence-specific DNA binding. The record is from RefSeq and is a predicted model, not a curated record. The transcript is spliced from 16 exons. NCBI's taxonomy places the organism in Eukaryota, Metazoa, Chordata, Aves, Apodiformes, Trochilidae. Gene Ontology annotation, biological process: regulation of transcription by RNA polymerase II.
UUUUUUUUUUUUUUCUUUUUUCUUUUUUUUUUUUUUUUUUUUUGAGUAAAGAAGGAAGAUUUGCGCUGUUGUUUCUGAUUCAUGUUUGGGAUUCAGGAAAGCAUCCAGCGGAGUGGGAGCAGCAUGAAGGAAGAGCCCCUCGGCGCGGGGAUGAACGCGGUGCGGACGUGGAUGCAGGGAGCCGGCGUCCUGGACGCCAGCACAGCCGCUCAGAGUGGAGUGGGUCUGGCCCGGGCUCACUUCGAGAAGCAGCCUCCUUCCAACCUGAGGAAGUCCAACUUUUUCCACUUCGUUCUGGCUCUUUACGACCGGCAGGGGCAGCCCGUGGAGAUCGAGCGCACCGCCUUCGUAGGCUUCGUGGAGAAGGAGAAGGAAGCUAACAGCGAAAAGACCAACAACGGGAUCCACUAUCGCCUCCAGCUGCUCUACAGCAAUGGGAUCAGGACGGAGCAGGAUUUCUACGUCCGACUCAUCGACUCAAUGACCAAGCAGGCAAUAGUAUAUGAAGGGCAAGACAAGAACCCAGAAAUGUGCCGAGUUCUGCUCACACAUGAAAUAAUGUGCAGCCGCUGUUGUGACAAGAAAAGCUGUGGCAACAGAAAUGAGACUCCAUCAGAUCCAGUGAUAAUUGACAGGUUCUUCUUGAAAUUUUUCCUCAAAUGUAACCAAAAUUGCCUAAAAAAUGCAGGAAACCCUCGAGACAUGCGUCGAUUCCAGGUUGUGGUGUCUACAACAGUCAAUGUUGAUGGCCAUGUGUUGGCAGUGUCGGACAAUAUGUUUGUACACAACAAUUCCAAGCAUGGGCGGAGAGCUCGAAGACUCGAUCCCUCGGAAGGUACGCCUUCUUAUCUGGAACAUGCAGCUACACCAUGUAUCAAAGCCAUCAGUCCAAGUGAAGGAUGGACUACAGGAGGUGCCACUGUCAUCAUCAUAGGAGACAAUUUCUUUGAUGGGUUACAGGUCAUAUUCGGCACCAUGCUGGUUUGGAGUGAGCUGAUUACUCCUCAUGCCAUCCGUGUACAGACGCCUCCCCGACAUAUCCCUGGGGUUGUAGAAGUCACAUUGUCCUACAAGUCUAAGCAGUUUUGCAAGGGAACGCCUGGAAGAUUCAUUUACACAGCUCUGAAUGAACCCACCAUUGACUAUGGUUUCCAAAGGCUACAGAAGGUUAUCCCCCGGCACCCUGGUGACCCUGAACGCUUGCCAAAGGAAGUAAUACUUAAGAGGGCUGCUGAUUUAGUAGAAGCACUCUAUGGUAUGCCACAUAAUAACCAGGAAAUAAUCCUGAAAAGAGCAGCAGACAUUGCAGAAGCACUCUACAGUGUCCCACGCAAUCACAACCAGCUCCCUGCCCUUGCUAACACGUCUGUCCAUGCAGGAAUGAUGGGAGUGAAUUCCUUUAGUGGUCAACUAGCUGUCAAUGUUUCCGAAGCCUCACAAGCCACCAAUCAGGGUUUUACUCGCAACUCAAGCAGCGUGUCACCUCAUGGCUAUGUGCCAAGCACCACCCCUCAGCAGACAAACUAUAACUCUGUCACAACAAGCAUGAAUGGCUAUGGCAAUGCUGGAAUGUCAAAUUUAGGAGGUUCUCCAACCUUCCUGAAUGGAUCUGCUGCCAAUUCUCCCUAUGCCAUUGUGCCAUCAAGUCCAACAAUGGCCUCCUCCACUAGCCUACCCUCAAACUGUAGCAGUUCCUCUGGGAUUUUCUCCUUCUCACCAGCCAACAUGGUCUCAGCAGUGAAACAGAAGAGUGCUUUUGCACCUGUUGUGAGACCACAAACUUCUCCUCCUCCAACCUGCACCAGCACCAAUGGCAAUAGCCUGCAAGCUAUAUCUGGCAUGAUUGUUCCCCCCAUGUGAGAAUUGCCUUGAAGAAUUUUAUUAAUGAAGAGGUUGAAUUCUGCUUCAGAGAGAAUCUGAUUCAAGUCCCAGAGUGGAACUUUAUACUCAGGCCUUUUUAAAAAUAAAAAAGAAAUAAAGAAGAGUCUUACAAUAACUGCGGAUUUUUAAACAAAACAAAAAUCACCAUCCUUGCAAAUACUAAAAUUAACAAGCUACAAU